AUGCAGAAGAUCACUUACAAGUCGACUACUGUUGAUAGCCUCAUUUCAAAUAACGAAGCAACAAGCAAAGAAGAGAAAGAGAAAAUCAUUAUUUCCGUGAAUAUGGGCGGGCCUAACAACCAGAUCUGGGGCCUUCGCGAGGCUGAUGUCAAGUCCGUAUGCGGCGACUCCUUUGAUCUUAUUCUGGAUUUUCAUCCGGAAAGAACUUAUGAGACAUGGACGAAGCUUACUUAUGAGUAUUUGAAUAUGGACUUUCAAAAAAAAAAUAGAACAGAAAAAAUUGUGCUGAGAAGAAUUGGAUCAGGAGGAACCGAAUCUUUAAUGAGAUUUCUAAGCGGAUUUGACGGAAAGCAAUGCAUUUUGCUAAAACAUCCGUACUCCUUGCUCCCCUGGAACAUGAUAUUCCGUCAUCGGUUUAAGAACUUGGAGCCAUUUGUCGAAUCAGACUUCGAACUGUUUAGAAAAGUGAUCGAAGCAACCAGUCGCCCGAAGAAAAUCAAGAAUCUAGCUGAGAAGAUUGCGGCCAUCAUCAAGUUCGAAGGAUUGAAAGAGCAUAAAAUGGCGGCACUUCAUUGGAGAUACGAUUUGGAUGAUUGGGGAGCAGGCAAGGAUGAAACUGAAACAAUGCAAAAAGUGCUUGCUAUUCGGAAAAAUCCGAUGGUUUUUGCAAAGUUUAUCGAAGAAGAGCUUGGGAAACGAAACAUAUCCAGACUCGUUAUUUUCAGUCCUCCAAACGACUCCGAAUUCGUCGAGCAGCUUCGUUCAGAAAUCAAAAAUAUCAUUAUUUUCACGGAAAAAGAAAUUCUCUCAAUCUUCAAACGCGACUUGGACAAAAUCGACCUCGAUUCGGAAAUCUCACUCGUCGAGCAAGAGAUUUGUUUUCUCUCAGACUUCUUUCUUUACUCAGAUCCUUCGACUUGGAGCAUGAAUGUGAAUCUUGAAAGAGCUGUCGCUGGAAGAGACGAUAAUUUAUUGAACCUUCACUUUCAAAUUGACGAAGAAAAUUGCGAUUUGGAAAUACGACUUGGGAAGAAAAAUAAGUUUGCAGUGUUACCUUUCGUUUCAUUUCCAGGCAGCGGUAAUACUUGGACGCGGAUGCUCCUCGAAAAAUCAACUGGAAUUUACACUGGAAGCGUUUACGAAGACAAAAAAUUGUUGGAGGCUGGUUUUCUUGGUGAAGAAACAGUGCCAUCGGAUGGUGAGACGCUCUUUCAGAAAUCUCAUGAAAUCAAGGACGAGAGAAUUCCGAACCCAAAAGCCAUUCUUUUUCUCAUUCGAAAUCCAUUCGACGCGGCGGUGGCAGAGUGGAAACGACGACACGGAAAAGGGCACACAGCGAAUGUCGAAGAAGAAAUUUUCGUUGGAGAAGAGUGGGAAAAAAUGGGAAGCUAUUUUUUGAGAAAGUGGAAGACUCUAGCGGAAGAAGUUAUUGACCAAAACAUAGGAAAAGCGAACGUUCCACUUCAUAUUUUCUUUUACGAAAGUCUCAAGGCGAACGCGAUCCAUGAAAUGGAAAACAUCUUGGAUUUUAUUGAAAAAGAGAAUGUUUACACUGUUUCGGACAGAGAAAUUCGAUUGAAAUGCUUGAAAGAAACACUAGAAGAAACUGAGAAAUUUCAUCGCCCAAAAAAGAGCCUUCUUUUGAAUAUUUUACGAACGAAAUGA
Oikopleura dioica is the source of this 1665-nucleotide messenger RNA. The record is from the annotation of a GenBank genome assembly. Lineage: Eukaryota; Metazoa; Chordata; Appendicularia; Copelata; Oikopleuridae.